UCCCGCCGCCGCAGCCAAUGUGUCGUGGGGGGCGGGGAUUGUUUACGUCUCGCGCCGGAGCGGAAAGUAGGUCACGGCUGGCCCGACGGAAAGCUGCGGUAGCGGCGGCGGAGCAGCUGCAGAUCCUCUCCACCAUGGCCAGACGCCCCAGGAGCAGCAGGGCAUGGCAUUUUGUCCUGAGUGCUGCCCGCCGAGAUGUGGAUGCCCGGGCUGUGGCUCUGGCAGGCACCACUAACUGGGGCUACGACUCUGAUGGGCAGCACAGUGACUCGGAUUCUGACCCUGAUUACUCGUCUCUUCCGCCGUCCAUCCCCAGUGCGGUGCCUGUGACUGGGGAGUCCUUCUGUGACUGUGCCGGCCAGAGCGAGGCCUUCUGUGGCAGCCUGCACACGGCACACCGUGGCAGGGACUGCCGCUGCGGGGAGGAGGACGAACAUUUCGACUGGGUCUGGGAUGAUCUGAACAAGUCCUCGGCCACCCUGCUGAGCUGUGACAACCGCAAGGUCAGCUUUCACAUGGAGUACAGCUGUGGCACUGCAGCCAUCCGGGGCACCAAGGAGCUAGGGGAGGGCCAGCACUUCUGGGAGAUCAAGAUGACCUCGCCUGUCUAUGGCACUGACAUGAUGGUGGGCAUCGGGACAUCAGAUGUGGACCUGGACAAGUACCACCAUACGUUCUGCAGCCUGCUGGGGAGGGACGAGGACAGCUGGGGUCUCUCCUACACGGGGCUCCUCCAUCACAAGGGCGACAAGAUGAGCUUCUCCUCGCGCUUUGGCCAGGGCUCCAUCAUUGGUGUGCAUCUGGACACCUGGCAUGGGACACUCACCUUCUUCAAGAACAGGAAGUGCAUAGGAGUGGCAGCCACCAAGCUGCAGAACAAGAAGUUCUACCCGAUGGUGUGUUCCACGGCAGCCAAGAGUAGCAUGAAGGUGAUCCGCUCGUGUGCCAGUAUCACCUCCCUGCAGUACCUGUGCUGCUACCGCCUGCGUCAGCUGCGGCCAGACUCGGGGGACAUGCUGGAGGACCUGCCCCUGCCGCCCGGCCUCAAGCAGGUGCUGCGCAACAAGCUGGGCUGGGUGCUGAGCAUGAACUGCAGCCACCACAAGACUCUGGCAGCCUCGCCCAAGGUGGCCUCAGCCAGUCCCAGCAGCCCUGAGCCCCAGCCCUGCCAGAGGAAGCGCUGCCGACGGACCUAACUCCCAUGGGAACUGCCUUCUGGGGUGGGACGGCCAUUAUCUGUGUCCCUUCUUUCCAGCCACACUCCAGGCAGCUGCAGAGGGAGGAGCUGGGUGAGCUCUGUCCAGGGCCAUCUCCUGUGGCCAGGACAGUCUCUGCAGGGGCUCCAAGCCACUCUGCGGCCUGUGCAGAUGAGAAGUGACAGCCCGGACCCUGCUCUCCAGAGAGGCUGCUGCCUGCCACACCGAGAGCCUCACUGGAGCCCAGCUGCCCAUUCCUGCCAGCCUUGGUCUUUUCCUCACUUGCUUUGCAUGUUGUCAGCUGCUGCUCCUGUCACAGAGACUUGAAUGAUUGUAAUAAACAGAGUUUAUGUCUAACACCCA
Molecule: messenger RNA, 1559 nt
Organism: Carlito syrichta (Philippine tarsier)
Lineage: Eukaryota; Metazoa; Chordata; Mammalia; Primates; Tarsiidae
Gene: SPSB3
Product: splA/ryanodine receptor domain and SOCS box containing 3
Exons: 7
Coding region: 18-1196 (392 amino acids)
Biological process (GO): proteasome-mediated ubiquitin-dependent protein catabolic process
Cellular component (GO): SCF ubiquitin ligase complex
Molecular function (GO): protein binding
Source: RefSeq, a predicted model, not a curated record